CUUGCUUCAAGCAAUUCUUUUUUUAACUGAUUAUUACUUUUCGCCCAAGAAUGAUAUGGACCAUAGCGCUGAAAUCCAGCAUAGGUGAAGCGACAGUUUUCCUCCAGCACCAGAAAACGGCCCUUGUUAAUCGUGGACCUGGAGGCAUAACUCGCGUUGAGCUCAGCGCCCCGAGGAACGUUCUAACGUCACAAGCUACGAUCACCGCGGAUUGCAACAGAGCGACGGUCACUGUGAAACAGAUUGGUUCAAUACCACUGUGGUAUGCUACUCCCACAUCACCUCAGUUCAACACUCUUGCGCGUGGCCAAAUUGUGGUGCUACGUAACGGUGGCUCAUUCAAAUCAAGCGAUUGGUCUCAGUCGUUCACGAUUGAGGUGAGUAUCUCUCCUGUGCCUCCGGUUCCUGAAAUUGAUUUCAAGGAUUUUCCUAAGCUAGGUGUUGCAGACGUUGUUGAUCUUAAGAAGCCGGUUCCACAGCAAGAUAAACCGGUAGUUCUACUGAAACCUCGAUAUCGACAAGCUAAACCGGCAGUUCCGCAGCAAGCUAAACCGGCAGUUCCACAGCAAGCUAAACCGGCAGUUCCGCAGCAAGCUAAACCGGCAGCUCCACUGCAGGCUAAACCGGCAGUUCCACAGCAGGCUAAACCGGCAGUUCCACAGCAAGCUAAACCGGCAGUUCCAUGGCAAGCUAAACCGGAAGUUCCACUGGAAGUUAGACUGGCAGCUCUACUGCAAGAUAAACCGGCAGUUCCACAGCAGGCUAAACCGGCAGUUCCACAGCAGGCUAAACCGGCAGUUCCACAGCAGGCUAAACGGGCAGUUCCACAGCAGGCUAAACCGGCAGUUCCACAGCAGGCUAAGCCGGCAGUUCCACAGCAGGCUAAGCCGGCAGUUCCACAGCAGGCUAAACCGGCAGUUCCACAGCAUGCUAAACCGGCAGUUCCACAGCAGGCUAAACCGGCAGUUCCACAGCAGGCUAAGCCGGCAGUUCCACAGCAGGCUAAGCCGGCAGUUCCACAGCAGGCUAAACCGGCAGUUCCACAGCAGGCUAAACCGGCAGGUCCACAGCAAGCUAAACCGGCAAUCCCUAAAGCAGUUCCAAAGGGAGUUCAACCAGCAGUUCCAGCAGCAGCAGCAGUUCAAGCAGUGCCACCGGCAGCAAUACGAGGACCACCGAAUGUCUUCCCUAAUUGGCGUGAUAUGCUACAGGUGCUUGUCUACAACUCUAGCUUAGUCAGGGCAAGUUCAAAGGUGGCUUCCUUUGACCUGGACUAUACCUUGAUUAAAACAAAGUCUGGAAAAGUUCUCGGAAUAGACAGCAGCGACUGGGAGUGGUGGCAAGCUAGUGUUCCACAGAAGCUCGCUCAGUUACAUCAGAACGGAUAUAAGAUUCUGAUCUUCACCAAUCAGGGAUAUAUCCGGGACUUUGCUGACAAGAAAAAAAUGUUCAAGAGUAAGGUUCAUCAAAUUGAUCGCGCACUACAGCUGUAUAAGGUCCCAUUCCAGCUGAUAUGUUCCACCCACUGGGAAGGUUACCGCAAGCCAAGGACAGGAAUGUUGGAGCACUUCCUCAAGAAAGAGAACUCCGGCAUACAAGUGACGGAAAUGUGUUAUGUUGGUGAUCAAGCUGGCAGACUGAAAAACUGGGCUCCUGGCAAGGAAGAAGACCAUUCUUCCGCUGACAGAGAGUUCGCCAAGAACAUGGGGGUUCCCUUCUACACACCAGAGGAAUUCUUCUUUGGCGAAAAGCCUACAGCUAAGUGGAAUUGGAAGAAGGAUACUAACAAACCCAAGUGAGCAUGAAAAGUCUACGACAAAACAAAUGCAUCCUUGCGUUUGCGGCCUGGUAUAAACAAUCUGAGUAGAGACUCAUCGACAUCUACGUCUUUGAACAAAGUGGAAAAUGGACAGCGCUGUUGGAAACAUCUUGGCAAGAUGUCAAGAGGAAUCAGUGUGGAGUUCGGCGUUUCUUUCAGGACUAAAGUAUUCUGUGGGAAAUGUUUGUUUCGAAACUGAUUUUAAAGUGAUUUUAUGCCAUGCUACCUCACUGGAUUAUUCCAUUGGUGUUGCACGUUGGACUGAAAAUAAAAUAAAUAAUAAAUCAGCUCUGAACUUCACAUUAAAAAUCAUUUGUCCGCUGUGACUGUUUGCGAAUAUAACUAAAGUGCAAUUUCAGAGCUUUGCCCAAAAGCAUGUGACACCGACGACCGUUGUAUUUGGUUUCGCAAAUGGUUUUUUUGCUCGCUUUUGAUUUCUACCAUUACUGUUCAAAGUGGCACUACAGCGCACAGAAGCAGCAAGCUGUUUACGAGCAUUGUAGCUAAGAGCGUACCACCCAGAGGGUACCACGGCACCUGAUCAUGUCGUGUCACAAAGUCGAUGUCAUCCUGUUUCUCAUGUCAUCAGCAUUGAUGAUGUACAAUGCCUGGCGAACCCAAGACUGUUGGCAAGUGUGCUCUAAGUCAACGAAGUGGCUGCUCCUAUGAAUAGGCCUUAGCUGAGCGCAUAGUAACAAAGCAAGGAUCCACAAUUUGUUUGCAUGGUAGGGUAUGAUUUGGACGAUUUCAGCCAAUCAGCGGCCGUUCUGAGCAGGGUAGUAUAUCCAGCGAUAUACGCCUGGUAGUAUAUACCGGUAUCCAGAGCGAUAUACCCCUCUCAGUUCAUGUGGGUAACGCCAUGAGUAAAUAUGGGGGGGGGGGACAGACAGUGAGUGUGUGGUAUGUGGUGUGUGUGUGUGCGUGUGCGUGUGUGUGUGUGUGUGAGAGAGAGAGAGAGAGAGAGAGAGAGAGAGAGAGAGAGAGUAGCAUCAUGUUUUGCAGAGUACACGUACACCUAUUCAUGUCUUUCCGC
Messenger RNA from Sycon ciliatum, 2852 nucleotides. Its product is annotated as proteoglycan 4-like. The record is from RefSeq and is a predicted model, not a curated record. Bases 51 to 1799 code for a protein of 582 amino acids. Gene Ontology annotation, molecular function: double-stranded DNA binding; ATP-dependent polydeoxyribonucleotide 5'-hydroxyl-kinase activity; polynucleotide 3'-phosphatase activity. The transcript has 10 exons. Gene Ontology annotation, biological process: DNA repair. Lineage: Eukaryota; Metazoa; Porifera; Calcarea; Leucosolenida; Sycettidae.